This is a messenger RNA of Linum trigynum, 8133 nucleotides long. Lineage: Eukaryota; Viridiplantae; Streptophyta; Magnoliopsida; Malpighiales; Linaceae. The record is from the annotation of a GenBank genome assembly.
GUAAACAAAAUGGAUCUUGUUAGAUUUCUUUUAUAUUAAAUAAUAUGAUUUUAUAAUUUAUUUUAUUUUUAAAAUGAUAUAAAUGAAGGAAAAUUAUAUUUUCUGAAAUAAAAUUAAAAUAUGGUAAGGAUAAUCUUGUAUUUUCAAAACAGCUUGUCGCAAAAGUUUCAAAUCAGAGCUUCUGCUUUUAUGUUAUACAAAAGCGUUUUUCGACUUUUAAAAAGCCGAGCUUUUACAGGUGUUUAGCCAUGCUUCAGUUUUUGAAGACUAAAAGCACUUUUAAAAGCCGGGCCAAACAUAUGAAAUAACAUAUUUGUUAAACAACAUCGCACGAAACAAAAGUUAGGUUUAUUGAGUUCUUUAGUGGUUGACUCUUGGUUGGUUUGGGUAACCGACACUAGUAAACCAUAGCAGGGUGGGUCAUGGGAAGUGUUUCUUUUCCCCCCUCUUCUUUGUUCGUACAUGAUGAUUGUUUGGUUGGACUUAAAUUGAUCGAUUCAUUCACCCAUCCCAUCAACAGAACUGGUUGCAUAUAUAGCAAGAAGACAGGAGUUGUUGUUCAGUGCUAAAAAACAAGCCAAAAACGAGAACACAAAAAGCCAUAUACAGAGCGCACUGUUUGAGUAGGGGGAAAAAUGAGAAACAACAAGUGUGGAGAUACAAACAUGGAAGUUUGAGCAUCAUUCCAUGAAAAUUCAAAAGGCCAGUUUGAUGGAUCAAAUCAAAGCCCACCCCAAAAAACUUCGAUCCUUUUUUUUUCAUUUGAUUUCCUCAAAAAUUGUCAAGACUUUGCCUGUUGACCAUUCCAUCACUGCAGAUGUUGUCUAUUACCUCCCCAUGCAAACAUAUCCUUCAAUGGUGCUGCUGCUGCCUCUCUUCAAUAAAUAAUGAGGGUGGUGACCCAUGUCAACUGUUUUGUACCUUGUAUAUGUGAACCAAAACCUAUGGCUUUCUUUCUUACCCUAGUUUUUGAAUUGUGUGAUUGGUAUAGUACAUAUUCCAUCUUAAGUCUUAACACAUGAUGAAAUAUAUUGGGAAGGCAAUACCAAGAUAUUGGUACAAUUCUCAAUCCUUGAUGGCUUGAUGAAUCGAGUUAAGGGGCAUUUUUCUGGUUUUAUAUCUAUGUUUGAUUUUGAUAAUUUGGUUGAAGAAAUUCACAAUUAUGAUUGCUUUUGAUAAUUUAACGAGUUAAUAUUAUUAGUUAAUUAAAAGCUCAAGUAAACCAAAGGCUAAUUCACUGUUGCAUACGACAAAAUCUCCACAAUCCCAUUUUUUUUCGGAAAAUAGCCAUUGUUUAUUAUUGUAGUUGAGUUACUUUCUAUUGUUACGAAAACAAAGGGCAUUUUUAUAGCGGAAUGCACUAUUCACUAAGGGAUAUUUAUCCCAUGUACCCAAUUUCGCCAUAAGCUAAUUGUUAUUUUCACUAUUUUAUGUGCUCUUUGUUAUUUGCACUACUUUAAGGUCUUUUAAAUUUUCAUAUAACAUUUUAAUCAAAUGCGAUACUUUCUAAUUUAUUAUUAAACCGCAUAUUGUGAGCCAUGUACCCAAUUUCGCCAUAAGCUAAUUGUUAUUUUCACUAUUUAUGUGCUCUUUGUUAUUUGUACUACUUUAAGGUCUUUUAAAUUUUCAUAUAACAUUUUAAUCAAAUGCGAUACUUUCUAAUUUAUUAUUAAACCGCAUAUUGUGAGAGAUUUAUGUAAUAACAUUCUAUAAUAGUCACGUCAACCAACCUAACUAUAAAAAUCAACAUAUGUCACUCUUAUCUAAAAAAAAGUUACGUAAAUUAAACACAUUAUAUAAAUGUUAUAGAGGAUAGUUAUUUGCACUUCUCCAUGAGCUCUUUGUUAUUUGCACUACUCUAAGAUUUUGUAUAUUUUUAUAUAGCAUUUUAAGCAAAUGUAAUAUAUUUUCUAAUUUUAUUAUUAGACCACAUAAUAUAUAAGAUUUGUAUAAUAACAUUUUAUAACAGUUAGAUAAAUCGAACCUAACUAUAAAAAACAACAUAUGUCAUCCUUAUCCAAAAACCGUUAUGUAAAUUACAAACACAUUGUGUAAAUGUUAUAGAGGAUAGUUAUUUGCACUUCUCUAUGAGCUCUUUGUUAUUUGCACUACUCUAAGAUUUUGUAAAUUUUUAUAUAGCAUUUUAAUCAAAUGUGAUAUUUUCUAAUUUUAUUAUUAGACCACUUAUUAUUGAAGAUAUGUGUAAUAACAUUCUAUAACAAUUACGUAAUCAACCUAACUAAAAAAAUCCACAUAUUUCACCCUUAUCCAAAAAUAAUUACGUAAAUUACAAAUACUUUAAGUAAAUAUUACAGAGGAUAGUUAUAUCUCUUAUGUCAAUUAAACAAAGGUAAUACAUGAGUCUUACAUAAUGAUUAAGACACCAUGUAAAGCUAAUGGACGGAUAAUUAUUUCUUAUGUAUCAAUUAAGCAAAUAUAUUAGUCAUCUGUAAUUAUUAAGACACUACGAAAACUUAAGAAGGGAUAUUUAUUCCUUAUGUAAAGUAUGAUGUAUCUCUUUCUUAAUGAUAGAGACGAAAACCUGAAACUUAUUUAUGUAUCAUGCCAUAACAGUUUUAUGAAUUAUUUUAUUUGACCUAAAUUAUUAAAUAAGUAGAUGAAAUUAUAAAUAAUUAGUUUCUUACCGCUGCGAAGCGCGGGUGAAAAAACUAGUUUAUAUUAAUUGUACGAGCGAACUACACAUGUGUUGUACUUGGACAUUGGGUCGUGGUGUCCACGAGCUAGUAUGCUACGACACGGUUUGGGCAUCAUCACACUAGUACAGGUAUGAAAUAUAUUGGUUACCUUGACACGAUGAGGAAUGUAUUAUAGGCAUGAAAGGCCUGAACUUCAUGGACAUGAGCUCCAACACAAGCACGACACGAUCAAUAAGUAGGUCGUGCCCAAUAGCAAACCUAAGGCAUUGGUUCGGCGAAAAAAAGUACAUGUAGAUACAAAAGUUAGCUAUCAGUGAGACUUGAACCCUACGUCUAUAUUUUCUACCACCAAACCUCAAUAAAUCAUGAAAUUAGUUGUGUUUUUUAAAACAAAAAUAGUUGUUAUUUGUAUAUAAUACAUUAUAGUUUCACAAAAUAUAACUUUAUCCUCAGGUCUCAAAUUCUUAAUUUAUUCUUCUUCUUCAACCAAAUCAAAUCCUCCUCUUGUUGGAACUCGUUGGUUUCCUUUAUCAUUAUAAUCACUUCUCUUAUAAUGAUAUCUUAAAUUUCGAACCAACCAUAUUAUUUAUAUAUAUAUAUAAUGUGAAGAUAGACUAUAGUUUUUCAAGAAUCGUAUAGAAUACCUGAGCUUUUUAGGAUCAUCGUCAUUGAAAUGAGCCACUUAAUGCUAUUUUUACCAUAAAUCCAAAUAUACAGUUGUAGGUAGAAUACAAAUAACAACACACUAAACCAUAAACACACUAAACCAUAAAUACAAAUAUAAUAGAUUACUCUUGAUAUAAUUAGCAAAACUAAUCAUGCUAAUAAAACUUGAAUAGAAAACAUGUAACUACUGCUUGCAUCAAAUGUCCAAAACAUACUCUCUGAGUCUUAAAUUCUAGUGCUAGAUAGUACAAACAUCAAAUUGCAUUAGUUGAGGAAAGUCAAAGGGGGCACGGGGUAAGGAGAAUUGGUUUUUUGUGAUUUCUCAACGCAAACAAAGACAAAAAAAAACAUCUCUCACCCAAAACCUUGUUUUGGUGUUUUUUCAUCUUCUCCAUCUACUCCACUCCUUUCCUUUCAUCAUAAAACCAUAGCUUGUCUCUUCCCUUCUUCGCACUUCCUUCCUUCCUUCCAAUACUCUCUCUCCCUCCCUCUUUCUCUUCACUCCCCUCUUAUCGAUUCAUGGAAUGCAGAACGGCCGCCGGCGAAGCAGAAGCCAUCACCACUUGGUUCGACGAUGAGCUCAUCGUGCGACAGCUUCUCGACAAUGACUUCCCUUUCUAUUCGCCACCAGAACGCAACCCAAUCCCCGCCGAAGAAUUGGCAACUACCCAAAUCAUGCAGUCCACUCUGCGUUCACCGCCGAUGGUUCAGGAAAUUCAGGCCCAAUGGAUGAAUCAGCAACCCGAAUCGGUGUCUGAAUCUGGGUCGGUUUUGGUUUCUCCUUCCAGAGUUAGCUUGCGUGAGAGGGGAAUUAACAGAAUCGACAGCAACAAGUACACUGUGAAACUCAAAUGGUGCGCGAACGGAAUGGCGGAUGACGGCUAUAAAUGGAGGAAAUACGGACAGAAGUCCAUCAAAAACAGCCCUUACCCAAGGAGCUAUUACAAAUGCACAAAUCCACGGUGCAGCGCCAAGAAGCAAGUGGAGAGGUCGAGGGACGAAGAAGACAUAAUCAUCAUCACCUACGAAGGCCUCCAUCUACACUUCGCUUACCCCUUUUUCCCGCACAUCCCUGACGGCGGCGGCGAUAAUCCUCCGACGCCGAAAAGGCCCAGAACAACUUCCCCGGGAACAGAGUCAGGAGAACGAUUCCGGGAAGAACCGCGGCCAGGGACGGAGUCGGCAAGUUCAGUUCUGACUGAUGGUAAUGGCGGAGAUUCUGAUGGAUUGUUGUUGAUGAAUGCCGCUCCCCAGGGCUUGCUCGAAGAUUUGGUGCCGUUUGUGGUCAGGAACCCGGCGCCGUUGCUGUCAUCCUCUUACGCUGGUGACGGUGUUAGUAAUAAUAAUAGCCUCUGCUCCAACUCUUCUAGCUCUUGUUCGUCUCACCGGUCUUCAUCGGUUACUUCUUCGCCUUCUUGCUUUUCUUGGUCACCGGAAUCCCUAUCAUUCCUGUGACCGAUGUUGGACCAACAUCAAAUUUAGUUGUAUAUUUAGAAUUUAGGUCAAGCCAUAUUUUAAUUGGAUUUCUGAAUAUUUCUUUCAUAUUUUUUGUAAUAAAGAAAAAGAAAAGUUUUUUCGUCAAUAAUCACUCGUAUUAUUGAGAAAAUCAGUCAUAUACAAAGUGACGCAUAACUGAAAAUGAUCAAGAAACGAAAUCGAACCCUACUAAUGAAGGGAACAACGAAAAAUAUUUUUCUUUCCAACACGUGGACAACCAUGUUACAUGUACCGCCAACAAACGGAACAUAGCAAUGAUGAAAUGAGGCUAUCAACGCUUGAACCUCCUGUAACACCGUACCCCCACGAGCAUCCGCAAACCUCCUCUAACACCGUACCCCCAAGUCCAUCCGCUAGUUUUCCCAAUCUUGAAUUGUCUUUUUGGGGCCAAGCAUCCUCAUUGUUCUAAAUACAUCUCACUCUGCAACCUGCAAACGAAAAUGAGAUGCUCAAUUUCUACCUUGCCAGACUCGCCAGAACAACGCCACAACCAACAUCAGGCCACCACGACCAAGCUCCUUCUACUUGGCACCCUGCGCCAGAAGGUUCUCGUAUAGCCUAGAGGAAGUGAUCCCGGAGCCCCACUAUUUCAGACUCUUUUGACAGCCCAUCCACCACAUUAUAGUAAAAGAAGAGAUGCUCCAGAGAUUCCGCCUCCUCCACACAAACUAGACACCACUCUAGAGUUCACUGUCGAAAGCUUAAUGCCUCACCAAUCGGUAAGACACAUCGCACAAGUUUCCGUACAAAGUAUUGCAACUUAAGGGGUAUCAGAGCCCCAAAAUCGACAUCAUAAGACUCAAGUCCUAUGGUAGGGCUGUCACUUUAGCAAUAGCUCCUUCUGCCUCCUCAAUUUCACUACCAAACGAUAUCCUUAUUUUACAGUAUAAACACCUGAAACUUCUACCUCCUCAAAUCCACUUAACAGGAGAAACUCGUAAAGGAACAUCCAAAAUUGCAUGAACCUUGUCUUCCUCAAAGAUUUGACGCAAGCAAUCCACCUGCCAAACCCUUUGCUUAGAGUGAAUAAAUUAUGUCAUCUGAACCCCAAAUAUCCUAUAGCGUGGUCGUGGGGUGUUGGGUGUAAGGCAUGCACCUAGUUAUCUGUGAGCACCUCCAACAUUGUUCUUGAACCAUUCUGUCAGCCGAGGUGCUUAGCCAACAAAUCACGCUCACCCAACAACCCUUGCCAUCCGUAAGAUGGUAACACAUUUGUCUUUUCGUUUAAUAUCGAGGAUUUAGGGAAAUAUCUUUCCUUAUACAAUCGGGCUAAAAGUGAUUCAGACUCCUUCCAAAUUAUGCCAAGCUAUCUUUGCAAGUAAUGCUUGAUUGAACUCCUCAAACCUCAUGAAACCCAGUCCUCUCUCAUGCUUACUCAAACAUAACAACUUCUAGGCCUCUCAGUGAAUUCGCCUUUCACCAUGAUUCACACCCCACAAAACUUGGCCAAGUGUCUAUCCAGCGAAAGACACAAGGAAAAGGGAAGAAGGAAGCAAGACAUCACAUUAAUGGGUAAAGCAUUAAGAAAAACCUUGAUUAGGAUCUCCUUAGUAGUCCAAGAAUAUGUUCAAACGUUCCACAAGAGAUGGGAGGACUAAGUACUAAUCUGUCACCCCAACUGCGCCCUCACCCAGCAACCGUGAGUCAUCUGAUCUACAAAGAAUAAAUGAGAAAUCACAGGGCAUCAAGGGCUGAUACAAACUGUCGUCAACACUAGAUUUGAAAUUUCCUAUUGAAGAAGUGAGGCAAAGCCUCAAACGAAAUUGAAAACAAGAGCGGGAUAGAGGAUCCCCCCAUCCGAAGUCCAAGCUAAGUCGGGAAGUAGUUUGCUGAUUUUCUAUUCAUUAGGAUUGAAAAAGUCGGAGAAGUCACACAAGCCCGUAACCAACUUAUCCAUUACCCAUCGAAACCAAGUUUCUCAAGAAAUGAUUAAAAAAAACCGAUCAUUCCACCCUAUCAUAUGUCUUCUCUGUAUCCACCUUGAAAGCCAUGAAAAGUUGCUUCCCCACCAUUUUAUUUUUCAGAUAAUGCAUAACCUCGUGUUCGAUAAUCCAUAAUUUUCCUCCCUCGAAAAACCUAUUAAUGAGACAAUGAACCAUCGUCAACUUGUCAUUCAUACGAUCUAUCACUCGCCUUUCAAUAAGCAACGUUAACACCCUAUCAUGUACGAUAGUUCACAUAACCAAGAAUCUCGCAAGGGUCUAUAUCUGAACCUGACCAUCCACCUAAUCCAAGUUCGGUGAAACCAUCGAAAAGAAGUCCGGUGAAAUCGCCUAGGGGACUCCAUGAAUAAUUCUUUUUGUUAGCUUCAACCUAGAGUACUUAUGGGAUAUAAUCCCCAAGUACCUCAUCUUUGAUUGAGUUAAUCGUCAAGUUGCAAGAUAUUGUUUUGUUUAUAUUGGAAGUAAUUUAUCACUUAAUUGUUAGAUUAUAACAAAACUUUGAAGUAGCAGUGUAUCUAAUAAUCUGCGGGAAUACGACCUCGAGGUCACCACUAUGCUAUGUAAUCUAGUCAAGGUAUAUUUUUUUCUCUUUCAAAAUAUAGCUAAAUGGAUAUCAUUGUUUAUAUCAUGAUUAAGGCAUUAUGUAUAUGUAAUUUUUUUUAAUUUUAAGCUGAAACGAUGAGAUAUGUCAUCAUACCUUUUAAUAUCAUGAUUUGUCACUGAUAUGAUAAUUAUCAAUACGUAUUUUAAAUAAAUUUUUUAAAGAUAACAAAAUGAAUUAGUUAGAGAGGAUUUUUGUCUGGUUUAAGAAUUUUCCCGCUCUAAUUUCUAGCAUCUUGUCACGAGCUUCCACAAGAGAUCGUUCAGAAAGUUUCUUGCUAAAAACUCUCCUAGUAGGUGAUGACAUGGUUUGUUGCAUAAUCUCAAACAAUUUUUACUGCUUUUGCAUCUUUUGGAACAUUUUUCCCCUAUUUUUAUGUUGAUGUAAUUUAGUUCAUGGACCUUGAAUUAGUUUGUGGUUCUUCUUCUGGUUCUCGUCAUGUGUAGUUCAAAUUACACUCCACCACUCCAUCUUACUAUGUUUCAAUUCAUUUUGUGUUUCUGAUUUUUUUUUUCCUUUCAAGAUAAUUGAGUUUGUUUGGCUAACUUGGACUCUGUGUUGAGUUUUGCUAUUUGAGUGAUAUUUUGUGUUUUGACGAUUCGAUCUCCUAUAAUUUAUUGUUGUUUCUCGUCAAUAUCUAUAUUUUAUAUUUGUUUAUAUUCUCUGCUGCCAAUUCUGCAAUUGUCAAUGGAUCAUAUGGCCGGAAGGAACCAUAUUAGACAUAUGCACUUUACAAUUGUUCCAAUUAAAAUAUAUGUACCUACUUGGA